Salvia miltiorrhiza (redroot sage) is the source of this 586-nucleotide messenger RNA. Its product is annotated as LRR receptor-like serine/threonine-protein kinase RGI2. NCBI's taxonomy places the organism in Eukaryota, Viridiplantae, Streptophyta, Magnoliopsida, Lamiales, Lamiaceae. Bases 41 to 586 code for a protein of 181 amino acids. Gene Ontology annotation, molecular function: protein binding. The record is from RefSeq and is a predicted model, not a curated record. The transcript has 4 exons.
GAAAGAGAUUGGUUAUCUUAAUUAUUUAGAGGUAUUGAGGAUGAGCAACAACAAUCUCAGUGGACGAUUACCAAGACAACUUUGGAAUGUCACGACUCUUCGUGAAUUAUACAUUGCCAACAUCUCUUUAACUGCAGGUGGUAUUCCGAAAGAGAUUGUUUAUCUUAAUAAUUUAGAGAUAUUAGACAUGAGUGACAACAAUCUUAGUGGACCAUUUCCAAGACAAAUCUUGAACAUCACAAGUCUCCGUCAACUAUACCUUGGUGGCGCCUCUUUAAAUGGUCGGCUACCAAAGGACAUUUGCAGUCACAAUAACCUUCAAAGACUCAAACUACUUGACUUGUCGUCUAACAAAUUGCAAGGAGAUAUACCGUCAAGUUUGUACCAAUGUCCACAACUCGAGAGUAUUGACUUGUCAGACAACAACUUUAGUGGAUAUGUGUCUGCACAAAUUUGGAAUAUAACACUGCUUAAGGUAUUAGACCUUACUUCCAACAAUUUGAUAGAUUUUGGGGUAAAUGGCAAAGCUACGGCUCUUGCGUCUAAUGAUAUUAUACAGUUCCUCAAUAACAUGAUGUAUAUAUAG